GACGCAGUGUCAAUUAUACAUUGUGACCUAGAAGGAUGGCCUCGUGAAAAUAGCUUAUUUCUGCUGCUGUAAUUGCAUGUUGAUGUGGUCAUUGAGGCAUUUCCUUAUGCAUAUGCUACGAUAAUCAUAAACAUUUUCAUAUAUGAUAUGCCCAACUAAGGUCAAACAACGAUAUACUUAUAAGCCCUAUAUACAGCUCGGCACAUAAGUCAUCAAAAGUGAAAUAACUGUCUUGUCUUUUGUUGAAGACGGAAGUCUUUUGUUGAAGACGGAAACGGGACUGUUUUGAUAGCUUGUCAAAUACAAGAGGAAUACAAUAACGGAACAAUUUAGAGACCGGGCAGUGCCUGCGGAAAAUGAAAAUGCCAGUGUCCUCAAGACCAGUGCCGACACUCAACUCCCAUUCAUGCUCAUGAAGUGGCCAGUGCCCGAUUCCUUCCUCAAGCACGCCGCUCAUUGGUCGCCCGUGCGCCGUCGUUGACACUUGGCUCAUCGAGCACCUAGCUGCAGUCAGACGCACUGCUCCGUGGCGGCUGAACCUGUGAUAUAUGUAUUCAAACGUGCUGUUAUACACAGACCCACCUGGUAAUUCCGAUAUUCACCCUGCAAUCAUGGUAUCGCAUGGACGCAGUACGUGCUGAUUGCCUUUACCCAUCUUUACUGGAAUACAGCGUCCCACCAGGAAAAUGCAAAGUCUUUAGUGCCGAGUUGGAAAUUGUUCGCAAGAGUUUCUAAUUUUCUCAUUGGAAGGCCAAGGCUUCUUCGUACAGUAGUCCUGUCGAUUCAAGACUACCACAAUGGCUGGGAGAUGCAAAACGAUGAGUGUAAUAGAAUCAAAAUUAAUAGCUCACAACACACUGCGGAGUCUGGUGUUAUUUUGUGUUAUAUUCUCAGCAAAUUGUGGACCACCAGAGACCUUCACGUAUGAUGGGCAAGUCCAAGAUGGACACCCGUUAAAAACAUCCACAGAUCUCUUCAUGGACCCCUGCAAAGCUGAUGGAUAUUUAGGUGAUAUAGCUUUAAGUAAAAGUGAAUACGAAACAGCCUCCGCGUUGCGGGAGGAAUUAGACUCUAAUGAUGCCAAAUUGGCUAAAAAACCUAAUGAAUUUAUAGAAGUAACUACUCAAACAAAUUCUGAUUCAUUAUAUGAAUUGCCAAAAAUAUCUGUGAAUAAAGACUUUGCGCGCAAUUUUGAAGAAAAACGUCGACAACGAAAGAAGGAUCGCAGACGGCGGAGAAGAAAACAGCGUCGACGAAAUCAUCGGCUGGACAGACGACGCCGGAUACGGGGCAGAAGAUCAGUUGAUGACAACUUAAUCGAUGCUGAUUUCCAGACGGGUACUUUAGAGGAUAUCUCAGAUUUUGAAGAAAUAAACAAAGCCGAAUUCGAUAAUGAUGAUGUUGUUGAUGACAGUGGUGGAGAAGGUGCUGAUUCUGACGUCAUUGGUCACGUGAGACUCAAACGUGCUGCGACCGCCAGGUCUGAGCGGCUUUGGGAUCAUGCAGUCAUACCCUAUGAAAUCGAAGCUAACUUUAGUGGAGCUCACAAAGCAUUGUUCAAACAGGCCAUGAGACAUUGGGAGAACUUCACGUGUGCUGUAUUUGUAGAGAGGAGUCCAGAUGAUUAUAAUUACAUCAUAUUCACUGAGCGAGCAUGUGGAUGUUGUUCAUUCGUUGGCAAACGAGGCAACGGUCCACAAGCCAUCUCGUUAGGGAAGAACUGCGACAAGUUUGGUAUUGUGGUGCACGAGCUCGGUCACGUGAUAGGGUUUUGGCACGAGCACACGCGGCCUGACCGGGACGAGAACGUCGAUAUCAUCGACAAAAACAUCAUGACUGGCCAAGAAUAUAAUUUCAACAAGUUGACAGCUGCUGAUGUGAAUUCUUUAGGGGAACCCUACGAUUAUGCUUCCAUUAUGCACUACGCGAGGAAUACCUUCUCCAGGGGGACAUACGUGGAUACCAUCUUGCCCAAACUCAAACCGCACAUGUCGAAACGACCGGAGAUAGGGCAACGUAUCAAGUUGAGUCCCGGAGAUAUAGCACAGGCAAAUAAGCUGUAUUCAUGUCCAAGAUGCGGCCGAACUUUCCAGGACUCAACAGCCACAUUCUCAUCUCCCAAGUCCGACCCCUCGAGAAGCCAGACUUGCCAGUGGAGGAUUUCAGCUACCCAUGGCGAGAAGAUGGUCCUCAACAUCACCAUGAUAGACAUUCCUGAGUCCCCUGACUGUCACUCGGAUUAUCUGGAGAUCAGGGAUGGGCAUUGGUUGAAAUCACCGUUACUUGGUCGAUUUUGCGGCAACGGGAAGUUACCGGGGACCCUGAUAUCGAGUGACAGCAGAAUGUGGAUAGAGUACCACAGAGAGAAGGGCAGCCUGGGCUCAGGCUUUACAGCAAGUUACGAAGCUGUUUGCGGUGGGGAAAUCAUAAAGGAAGAAGGUCAGCUUACAAGUCCCAACUACCCCGACUAUUACAAGCCCAGCAAGGAAUGCAUCUGGAAGAUCACAGUCCAGGAGGGUUACUCUGUCGCACUCAGGAUCCAGUCACUCGAGAUUGAGAACCAUGAUAACUGCGUGUAUGAUUACCUGGAGGUCCGUGACGGUCACUCUGACGACUCCGCACUCAUUGGUCGGUUCUGUGGCUAUAAGAUGCCCGACGACAUCAAGUCAACGUCAAAUAAACUCUACGUCAAGUUCGUGUCGGAUGGAUCAGUACAGAAGGCUGGCUUUGUUGCUCAGUUCAUCAAAGAAUAUGAUGAGUGUUUGACCGAUGACCACGGUUGUGAGCAUGACUGCGUGAACACACUGGGAGGAUACCGCUGUGAGUGCAAGAUUGGGUACGAGCUGCACCCCGAUGGCAAGAAAUGUGAAGAUGCUUGUGGAGGUUACAUCGACGCUACCAAUGGAUCCCUCCAGACACCAUCCUACCCCGAUCUGUACCCAAGCAAUAAGAAUUGUGUGUGGCAGAUUGUCGCACCAAAACUCUACAGGAUUAUACUCAACUUUACACAUUUUGAUCUCGAGGGAAAUAAUCAUGAUUGUGAAUAUGACUCGGUUGAGAUCAGAAGUGGCCUGGGGACAGAAGCGACCCAGCAUGGCACUUACUGCGGCUCGACCAUCCCGAAUCCCAUCACAUCUGAGGGCAGCUCUCUCAGAAUCGAAUUCAACUCGGACAAUUCCGUGCAGAAGACAGGCUUCCAUGCCGUGUUCCUGACCGACAAAGAUGAGUGUGCCACGGACAAUGGUGGGUGUCAACACAUCUGCAAGAAUAUGAUUGGGAGCUAUGAGUGUGCCUGUCACAAUGGUUACACCCUCCACCUCAACAAACACGACUGCAAGGAGGGAGGUUGUCAGCAUCGCAUCACCAGCUCUCAGGGUGAAAUCACUAGCCCUAACUGGCCCGAUAACUACCCCAGCAGGAAAGACUGUGUCUGGUCGUUCACUGCCGCUGAUGGACAUAGAAUAAAAUUGAUAUUCAAUGACUUUCAACUAGAACCUCAUCAGGAAUGCAACUACGAUCACAUCGAGUUGUUUGAUGGUCUAAACGGGAAGUCCCGGAGUCUGGGCAGUUACUGUGGCAGUAAGGUACCAGACCCUAUCACCGCCAGCGGGAACGAAAUGUAUAUGGUAUUCUACUCAGAUGCAUCAGUUCAGAGGAAGGGAUUCCACGCUACUCACACAACUGUUUGUGGUGGCCGUCUCGUAGCUUCGUCGUCAGUCAAGGAGCUCUUUUCGCACGCGAAAUAUGGCGACCAGAGUUAUGAAAACAAGCAAGAUUGUGAUUGGGUGAUAGAGGCUCCAGGGGAGUUUACCAUUCGCUUUAAAUUCUUGACGUUUGAGGUGGAGGAUGAAGUGGAUUGUGGGUAUGAUUAUGUAGAUGUGUAUGAUGGAGAGACAGAUCAUUCUAGGCUUAUCAAUAGAUACUGUGGAUCGAAGCCACCUCCAGAAAUCACCUCAAGCGGGUCCAGCCUUCUGGUGCGGUUCAAAUCAGACGACACGAUCGGUUGGAAAGGAUUUUCUGCGGCUUAUGUCUUGUCUAACUCAGGUCAUCUGUCAAAGAACUCCAUGGACACAAUAGGGUCAGCCAUAAUCGUGACUGAGCCCCGAGACACCUAAGGUGCUGUUAGUGACAUCGUGAUGGACACUUUUGGGGCGUCAGUUGAUGCAGGAUAUUUGGUAAUGGAUUGAUUUUGAGUGUCUAUUGCUCCUUUAAUUGUGAAGGUGUCGUCACUAAGGCCAAUGUUGGAAUCGUAGGACCAAUGUUACGUUCUGCAAAUGAAAUGGACGAUAAGCCCGUUAUUACAUCAAAAUAUGGGACAACCUUUUCGUUGGAGAUUUGCUCUUUAAUGACUUUCGGAGUUUUAUUCGGUGGGUGAACGACUGCCAGUUACUGUACAAGUACUCUCAUUACUCAGUCAUUCUGUAGGUGACGGAAUUAAUUGCAAUUCUGGCUGUUUCACAUGUGCAGUGGAUAGAAUAGACUAGGAUGAAGCUUUGCACAUCAAUGUUGGCAGGAGACUUUUUAGUGAGACUGGAAUCUGCUCUUCAAUUAUAUCUGUUUGUAAAUAUUAUUCAAUGUGAAACAAUAAUUUGGCCUGUCAUCAGGUUGUGCCUGGACCAGGAGUUUUAAAAAAUGCACAUUUAUAGACGGAUUUAGAAGUCAAUGCACACGUCCUUUUUGGACUGCCAAAGUUAAUUAAAAUAUAUUGUAUAUCCAUAAGAAAAAAAAUCGUCAAAGGGCUCGGAUGAAGAAAAAUAUAUUUACUCAAUUUGCAUAUCUCUAACAUCGAGAUUGCGCUGGAUCCCAAAACUAGAUCUUGGAAGAAAUCGGCUGAGAUUUUGCACAGUGGCCCACUAAAAGGAUGUGGACAUUUACUUCUGAAGCCAUCUAUGAAUAUCUGUACAGAAGGCAAAAGUAUAAAUAUUUUACAUUCUCCUUGACGUGGUAGUUGGAAACAGUGUCUGUGUUAUAUAUAGUUUUAAUGUCUCAAGAGGUCCCUGGUACAAAUGUAGAUUGGGCCUAAAAAAUACCUAACCGUAAAUUUUAACAUGUAACACAGUAGUCAACGGGUCGGUAGCUAGCAGGUCCUCAUAUCAUAUCAUAUUAAAAGUGGCCGAGUUGAAACUUUAACUCCGUAAUGUGGAUGUUUCAGUAUAGUAAAAGAGUUUUAUCCAUUUAUCAACAAUUCACACCGACGGACACGCACAUAAUGCCGUUACUAGGACGAUAUGCUAGGGUUUUACCAGUAUUACAUAUGUAUUUCAUCAAUGUGUUUACCGAAUUAUCAUAUCAAAUGUAAUGGUAUAUUAAUGUUUUAUUGUCAGAUUACAAUGUAGUAGAAAAACAAGUAAAAGUAUUUACCAGUAAUCUGUGACCACAGUGUUACAAAUCAAA
Lineus longissimus is the source of this 5394-nucleotide messenger RNA. RefSeq names its product tolloid-like protein 1. Lineage: Eukaryota; Metazoa; Nemertea; Pilidiophora; Heteronemertea; Lineidae. The coding region runs from base 798 to 4115 and encodes 1105 amino acids. The transcript is spliced from 19 exons. Gene Ontology annotation, molecular function: metalloendopeptidase activity; zinc ion binding; calcium ion binding. The record is from RefSeq and is a predicted model, not a curated record. Gene Ontology annotation, biological process: proteolysis.